Ogataea parapolymorpha DL-1 is the source of this 1338-nucleotide messenger RNA. RefSeq lists its product as uncharacterized. The record is from RefSeq and is a predicted model, not a curated record. NCBI's taxonomy places the organism in Eukaryota, Fungi, Ascomycota, Pichiomycetes, Pichiales, Pichiaceae. Bases 1 to 1338 code for a protein of 445 amino acids. The transcript has a single exon.
AUGUUUUCAUCGGACGAUGAGAUAUCGGAUGGAUCAGAUUGGUCUUCAAUGUCUGGUGAUUCUGACAUGGAUGAUGACGAUGAAGGAGAAGAGGAACAAUUGAAUUUCAGUAAGACAAAUAUUCAAAAGCCAGCUGAAAGGCCGCAAAUGAAGAGGUCUCUUUUGAGCGGUCUAUUUUUGGACAAGAUGGGUAAUGAAGUCCCAGAAAAGUCGCGUGAAAACGGCAGGCCAAAGUCUAAAAGCCCAGGUUUAGUGGUCUCACCAUCCCUUGGCCCAGUAGAUCAGCCAGAAAUGUCAAGGGCCUCUACCUCUGCCUUUAACGUGAACGCUUCAGCUGACGUGGUUACAUCUCCAACAGAGAAGACAAGAUCUUUGGCACAACGAAAAAUCACAAGCUCGCCGGUGCCUCCAACAGAUCACCAACGCCCAACAAUGACACGGAACAAUUCGAGCAAUAACCCUCAUCUUGUUUCUAAGUCUGCAAUAUCACUGGCAUCGUUUUUGGCCAAUAACAGGAGACCCCAUGCAACCGCAACCGAAAUACAUAAUGGACACUAUGAUCGUCACCACGAGUCCAACGCGCCGCCUACUGCUGCCACCCUUCUCCCCACCGCACUGUCCACUCACAUGUUCCUUCCAACAAUGAACUUACAUCGCCAGUCUAGAGUCAGGGACACGAAACCUUCUACACACUCACCUCUGGUGCCCAAACCAACAGCUAAAACUCAACUUGAUGAUAGAACUAGGCAGGCAUCAAGGGGUAGAUCAGUUGGGCAAGACAACGAUAAAGAGUUCGAAGAGGCUAUUAGUGUCUCCUCCAGCGUUAAGUCAAUCGAGAUUCCAGGAUCUCUAACGCGUUCUAGAACUCAUUCUCAUCGGGACUCUCCGGUCCAUCAUCCUAGCAGGCCCGGUUUAGAAAAUCGGGGCAGCUCGUAUCUUACAAAGGUGUCGCCUGCUGUCACUACAAGAGAAAUGUUGACCAAAGAGCUUCCAUCUAACCUUGUGGAAUCUAUCAAUAAUGAAAACAAACUAAUUCAUGCAUCAUCCACGAAUUUGAGCGAACUUUCUAGUCAUGCACGCUUACACAACUAUAUACACACGAACCAGUCCUCUACUGCUACAUUGAUGAAUGGAAUUGUCACAGCAGAUGAAGACAGCAGUUCUGAGAGUGAACCGUCGAACAACAUUAUUGCAAACGGCAUAAUGGGUAACAAACUAAAGUUGCUGACUACAGAUACCCAAAGUGCACCAUUCAUUGAUGACGACCAUCUUGCAUACAAUCAAGAUAGAGACGAUGAUUGGGAAGAUAAUCUGAAUUAUCACGCCAGAGGUUGGUAG